AUGCCACCUCACCGCGAUGGAAACAUCACCAAUUCCUUCCAGCGCAAGAGCGAGGGCCAGGGAAAGACUAAGACCGAGGAGCCUACAGCCAAUAGUCCCCGCGAUGCUCCAACGGCCAGCUCAUCAAGAGAGGAAGACAAGAACAAUGGCAAGAGGAGAAUCUCAGACUCUCCACCCACUGACGAAAGGUGCAACGUCAAAGCAUUGAAAGCAGACGCACCAACACACCUUUCGUCCAAGGACCUAGCACCCAACUGGCUAACGGCUACCGGAAACGUAACCUCUACAACACUGUCCCUCAGUACCCACCAGGGCGACCUCUUCGACCAAGCACCCCCAAACUGCCUACUCGUCCACGCGUGCAACACCCAAGGCUCCUGGGGCGCUGGCAUAGCCCGCACAUUCCGAGAGCGCUACCCGAAAGCCUACACCAUCUACAGGGACUUUUGCACCAAAGAGCACAACCCAAGGUACAGUCCUGUACUGCCGGGAACAGCUCUGAUCAUUCCCCCAGUCGACUCUGGUAAGAGCCAAUGGAUCGGGUGUCUCUUCACAAGCGCCAAGUACGGCAAAGCGAAAGCGAAGCCUGAAGCGAUUCUUCGCAAUACUACACCAGCAAUGCAGAUGUUGCUUGAGUUGAUUAGACAAGCGGAUGAGAUAACCGAAUUGAGGAUGUGCAAGAUCAACAGCGGGUUGUUUGGUGUGCCUUGGGAAGAGACUCAAGAGGCGCUGGAGAGCAUCAAGGUAAGGGAGGGGUGGCGGGCGAAUGUGGAGAUUUGGGAGCCGUGA
Molecule: messenger RNA, 789 nt
Organism: Cucurbitaria berberidis CBS 394.84
Lineage: Eukaryota; Fungi; Ascomycota; Dothideomycetes; Pleosporales; Cucurbitariaceae
Exons: 1
Coding region: 1-789 (262 amino acids)
Biological process (GO): peptidyl-glutamate ADP-deribosylation
Source: RefSeq, a predicted model, not a curated record